AUGGCCGAAUGUGUUGAUUUGGUUGAACAAGGUGAAUCAUCAAGACCAUUCAUACCCGGUAUGGUCGUCGACAGAGAUCGAUAUGGUGCUGACGAGCGCCUAAUGGCGGCUUACUUUAACGAAAACCCAAAGUAUUCGUUGAAGAGCUUUAGGCGACGAUUCUGUAUGUCUAGACCUAUGUUCAUGCACAUUGUGAUCGACAUAAUAUCAUACUCAUCUCGCAAUCCAGGUCCUGUGCCUUUGCAUUUUAAAAGAAUGCAAGACAAGCAGCUUGAUGCCCGAGGAAAGCCUGGUUUCAGCACCAUCCAAAAGUGUGUUUGUGCCAUACGUCAAUUGGCGUAUGGCUACAAUCUCGACUCGCUUGACGAGUAUCUACAAAUGGGUGAAGAAACAACAAGGUGUUAUUUAGACUAUUACUGUAAGUGUGUGUUCGAACUUUACCAGGAUGAAUACUGGCACAGACCAACACCAGAGGACAUAAAACGCUUGUACGCUCGACAUGAAGAGCUUCAUGGCUUCCCAGGCAUGCUUGGAAGCAUUGAUUGCAUGCACUGGCCUUGGAAGAACUGUCCCAAGGCAUGGCAAGUUGGUUCGAACAACGAUAUAAAUGUUCUGAACCAAUCGCCUUUAUUUAGAGAAAUCAUUGAAGAUCGUGCGCCUGAUAGCUCGUUCACUGUUAAUGGCACCCACUACAAAAAGGAUUACUAUCUCGCAGACGACAUUUAUCCCGAAUGGUCGACUUUUGUAAAGUCGUAUUCAUGCUCUCAAGAUGAGAAGUAG
This is a messenger RNA of Erigeron canadensis, 780 nucleotides long. RefSeq lists its product as uncharacterized. Bases 1 to 780 code for a protein of 259 amino acids. NCBI's taxonomy places the organism in Eukaryota, Viridiplantae, Streptophyta, Magnoliopsida, Asterales, Asteraceae. The record is from RefSeq and is a predicted model, not a curated record. The transcript is spliced from 2 exons.